This is a messenger RNA of Cloeon dipterum, 2208 nucleotides long. It is a transcript of the gene NELF-B, whose product is annotated as negative elongation factor B. The coding region runs from base 153 to 1910 and encodes 585 amino acids. NCBI's taxonomy places the organism in Eukaryota, Metazoa, Arthropoda, Insecta, Ephemeroptera, Baetidae. Gene Ontology annotation, cellular component: NELF complex; nucleus. The transcript is spliced from 11 exons. Gene Ontology annotation, biological process: negative regulation of transcription elongation by RNA polymerase II. The record is from RefSeq and is a predicted model, not a curated record.
UAGAAUCCUUUGAACUUGUAAACAAGAAAACAAGUUUUAGAAAUCAGAAGCGUGUGUCGCGUGCUUAUAAUUAAUUAAAGUUAAAGUUUCCUUUUUCAACGUUUCAAGACGUUUUCAAAAAUACAAACACACUAAGAAAUUCGCCAACAAAGAUGUCUAGCUCCACUGGUGGUUUGGAAGAAAUUGGGAUUCCUGGACCGGCAUUUCUAAGGGAAUCUCUAACAAGCUGCAGCGACCCUCUUAAAGCUAUAGAAACUUUCCAGAAAGAAAAUGGAAUUUUGCUCAAUUCUCUUCGCCCGAUGCUUCCCCUGUUAGACCUGCACGAGGUGCAACGACUUGAUUUUCACAAUUCGGUUUUAGAGGAGCUCAGAGAAAAGCUAAUUUCUCAAAUCAAUGAGAUCGGUAAAAAAGAAGGCAAAGAAAGGGACAAAAAAUUGAAGGAACUUCUUGCGAAGAGUUUCCCUGUCAUCAAAGUAAAAACGCUGAGACCCGUAGUCAUGUGCAUACUUCGCAACACUCCUCAUAUUGAUGAAAAAUACUUGAAAGUCCUAGAAAGAGACCAAGAAUUGUACAACGACACAGACACAGAGGUCAAGCGACAAAUAUGGAAAGACAAUCAGUCCCUUUUUGGAGACGCAGUCACGCCACUCCUCGGCGAGUACAUUCUGGAGAAAGAAAAAAUUCUCUUUGAUCACGAGAAUCUAAACUCGUUGUUCUUCUCUUCAUCCCCUAAAGCUCGGCGCCAGGGGAAAGUAGUGCAAAAGUUGGCCAACAUGGUUGGCAACUCAGUCCGACUCUAUGAUUUGGUCUUGCAGUUUUCGCGCACGCUGUUCCUGCGAUCAAAAAAUGUCCACUACUGCACCCUUAGAGCUGAGCUUUUAAUGGCUCUACAUGACUUGGAAGUUCAAGAAAUCAUUUCUGUGGACCCGUGUCACAAAUUUACGUGGUGCUUGGAUGCAUGUAUUAGGGAAAAAAAUGUUGACAUCAAGAGAUCUCGAGAACUGCAGGGGUUUUUGGACAGCAUCAAAAAGGGCCAGGAGCAAGUCCUUGGUGAUCUGUCCAUGAUCUUGUGUGACCCCUACGCAGUCAACUUCCUCGCAACGUCGGCAAUGAAGAUUUUGGUGCACCUCAUCAACGUAGAUGGCAUGCCCCGGGAAAACACGGUCUUAAUCUUGUUAUUGAGAAUGUUGGCUCUUGGGCUCAGUGCGUGGCAAAUGAUCAGCACACAGGAAUUCAAAGAACCAAAACUGGACAGUCAGGUGGUUACGAAAUUCCUUCCCGCGCUAAUGUCGCUAAUGGUUGAUGACCUGGUUCGCUCCCUGAACUCAAAACUUCCACCUGAUGAAAGAGAAUCGGCCAUAACUAUCAUUGAGCACUCAGGACCACCACCCGAUGCCUGCCAAGCGUAUGUCCAGGAGAGCAGUGUGGCCAGCAUUCUAGCGAUGUAUUACACACUACAUUGUGCCAGGACAAAAGACCGCGUAGGAUUGAUGAGGGUUCUCGGCACUCUGGCCAACUGCGAGAACGACCGUGCGUUUGAAGAUCCAUUCCUCCAUUCCUUGAUUUCCCUACUUAUCAACAAUCCUGAUGAAUUUGCUGCUGAGGAUUUCUGCACAGUUCUGUUUGAUGAAUUUUUCUUUGCUGGAAUUACCAGAGAUAACGUCUCUCGUCACAUCUUGAAACUGUUGUGGUACGUGCACGCAAAACUUCCAACCAACAGGUUGGAGACACUCGUGAAAGCUGUCCAACCCACUAUGCAGCAAAACACUGAUGUCCAUAAACUCUAUGGUGACCUCCAGAACAAGCUGGAAGCAUUGCUAAACGACAAUUCACAGGAUGAUGGUUUCGCAAAACCAGAAGACUUUGAAUCGCCGCUAAUGAGUGUGCCGACCCCUGCGCCGUUGGCUUGAGUGUGUUGUUACUUGCACUGCUGUAUAAAACUAUGUUACUUCCAACUAUUUCAUGUAAAAGUUAUGAUUAGGUCAUCUUUUAAUUUUUGAUUUUAAAUUUACAAUUUUGUAUUUCCUUCUGGAUUCUUUGCAUGUCCUGCAAAAUAUCAAUAUUUGUUGUGAUAAUGUCAUUAUUUAAAAUUAUUUUUUAACGCUAAGCUGAUUUACUAAAGGGAUCAAGAAAUGGGUGUAUUUUCUAAGGGCAAUUAAGAUAGGUUUGAAAUAAAAUAUUACUAGGUAGAAAAUUAACAAUACAAAA